Rana temporaria (common frog) is the source of this 1077-nucleotide messenger RNA. RefSeq names its product dickkopf-related protein 3-like. NCBI's taxonomy places the organism in Eukaryota, Metazoa, Chordata, Amphibia, Anura, Ranidae. The record is from RefSeq and is a predicted model, not a curated record. The transcript has 5 exons. Gene Ontology annotation, cellular component: extracellular region. Gene Ontology annotation, molecular function: co-receptor binding; receptor antagonist activity. The coding region runs from base 152 to 1051 and encodes 299 amino acids. Gene Ontology annotation, biological process: negative regulation of canonical Wnt signaling pathway; multicellular organism development.
CAUUAUCUUCCAUUAGAAUGCAAUUUCUUUGAAUGGCUGUACAACAUUAUACUUGUACAGAGAAUCGCUGCUAGCUUUUCUCAUCAGCACCCUGUUCUAUCUUUCAUAUGCAAGAUAAUUGACAAUCCAUUGCCUGCCAUCCAGCCCAGCAAUGACUGUUCUGCUGCUGGCUUUCUUUGUCAUCAUUGUGUGCACAGCAUCCGCCCCUGCCUCCCUGUCUCCUGAGGACCACAGCAGAUUAGAUGGGGGCAGGAAUGUUAUGGAAGGAUUCAACAUCUCUAGCCAAGUGGAAUUAUGCAAUAAGUCCAGUGACUGCCCAGAGAACCAGUAUUGUCACUCUACAUCCCUGUCUGCUGAAUGCCGGCAAUGUAAAGAAAAUGAAAGGGACUGUCGGCAAGAUGAAGAGUGUUGCUCAGGGCAGGCGUGCUCCGGGGGCAGAUGUACAAAAGGCCUGGUCUCUGGCACUGGCAGAACAAGAUGUGAUGCUUCAGAAGAAAAAUGCCCCUCUGGGUUCUGUUGCUCCAAAACACCAACAUAUCCAUUUCCAGUGUGUAUUCCACUCCCAUCUGAAGGAGAACAGUGCCACAGUCAGACGAGAAGCUUGCUAAAUGUGGUCACCUAUGGUGAAGAUUAUGGCACUACUCUGAAUUAUUGUCCUUGUUCAGAGGGACUAGUGUGCUCCAGUAGAGGAAACCUUAUUUCUACUUGUGAGAAGCCCGAAGACAUAAUGGAUUUUACAAACUACAGGGAUGAUUCUCUAUUCCAACCAGUGGUCCGCCGAGAAGCAGAGUUAACUUACUAUGAUUCAGAUUUUGUUCCAUGGCCUGGUCAAGAUGACCAGUUAGCAUUUGUUGGCUUUCCCAGGGCAGCUGGGGAGGUGGAAGAAAAAACUGAACAACUCAAUGUGGGCAUGAAUGAUAAUUUAGAGGAAGGAAAUCUACAACUUUAUGACCAUGGUGAGAAGCUAGAUGACCCAAGUCCGGUUGAUUUCCAAGAACUCAAACGUCUUGCUAAUGAAAUGGGCCAAUAUUUUGGUGCAAGUUUUUAUUAAAGUAACAUAUUUUGCUUUAAUAGUUA